Messenger RNA from Culex quinquefasciatus (southern house mosquito), 1175 nucleotides. RefSeq names its product alpha-tocopherol transfer protein-like. The transcript is spliced from 5 exons. NCBI's taxonomy places the organism in Eukaryota, Metazoa, Arthropoda, Insecta, Diptera, Culicidae. Gene Ontology annotation, molecular function: phosphatidylinositol bisphosphate binding. The coding region runs from base 237 to 1100 and encodes 287 amino acids. The record is from RefSeq and is a predicted model, not a curated record. Gene Ontology annotation, cellular component: membrane.
UACAAUUAUAAAUACGAUGUUGAAGUUCCGAGAACAUAAACCUGGAAGCCGUAUUUUUUACAGUGGUUUUCAUGUGAAUAUAACUCGCAAAAGGCGCCUCAUUUGAUGUUUUCAACUGGAAAGGACCACUUCCUAAAUUCUUCCGCCAGGUCACGUACGGGUCAACUUAUUUAGUAAAUCGACUCACCCGUGAAAUGGUUCAGUGACCAACAGGGCGUCGUCGGGUGCGUGACAUCAUGGCGCUCAAGUUCGAUCCCGACUUUGGCAAGUUGCCCUACAUCGAGCUGGAGUGCGGCCACCGCAUUCGGUGCUACGGGCGGUUGACGGAGGAUCAGCUGGCUCAACGGGGUGAAUCCCGCGAAAAGGUCCAGCAGCAGCUGGAGGUUGUGUACGAGCGAUCGAUGCGGGCCGGGUUCAAUUUGCGGCCUUGCGAGACGUUGGUGUUGUCGGCGUUACGGUUCUACGAGUACGAUGGCCAGAAGGCCGCCGAAGUUCUGGUGGCCACGCAGGGCAUUAUGAGGCGGUUGGAGAUCAACAAGACGGCCGAACAGCUGCGGCACGUGUUCGAGGAGGGACUGGUGUGGUUGGCACCGGUCCGCGAGGAUAGCGGAGCGGCGGCCAUCAUCGUGCAUCAUGGAAAACAGUGGAACACUGCCAAGGUGUCCUUCAGAGACCUGUGGGCCGCCGUCUACCUGACCGUGCAGGUCGUCCUGAACGACGAGACGGUUCACUUUACCAGCCUGGCGCUGAUCCUCGACUACGACGGCAUCUCGAUGACGCAGACGUCCAAGAUGAAGCCCAAGCUGAUGAAGGCCAUGAUCGAGUUGCAGCAGCUGCGGUUGAUCGAAACCACGGUGCACUCGGUGAACACUUCCAGGUUGUUCAAGGCCAUCAUGGAGUUUUUUGCGUUCGCCCAGAAGGGAUGCCCGCACAAGACCUUCAUCCACGGAACCGACUGGGCCUCGCUGCACCAGCACGUCAGUGCCAAGUGUCUGCCACCGCAGUACGGCGGAACCGCUCCGGACUACGACCAUGGCCUGAUGGCCAGCUUUAUGCGGCACAUGCAGCACAAGACGAUAACAUUCGGAAUUGAAGGGUGAUUCAAAUCAAAUAUCUUCUUGAAAAAUGCAGACAAAAAAUAAUUAAAUGAUGAUUAAGUUUUGGACAAAUCUCAA